Molecule: messenger RNA, 4396 nt
Organism: Zingiber officinale
Lineage: Eukaryota; Viridiplantae; Streptophyta; Magnoliopsida; Zingiberales; Zingiberaceae
Product: protein ROLLING AND ERECT LEAF 2-like
Exons: 6
Coding region: 249-2618 (789 amino acids)
Source: RefSeq, a predicted model, not a curated record
CAAGUACAUUCUUCUUCUUUGUUUUUUUAUUUGUUGUUGUUCCGCUCUCCGCGAUCACUGGCGAUGUCGUGAUGCGCUUCCUCCUGCGACGGAAUCUGACCCUUUCUCCGUCGACCAACCCUAAUCUCUCCGAUCGCUGCCCGAUACAGAGACUGCUCCUCCGGAGAAACGCCGGUGAUGUGAUCGCUGGUGGUUGCGUCGUCUUGGUGGGUGGAAUUUGGGGGUAGGUGUUCCGUGAUCCACUUGGGAUGGGCUGCGGAGGCUCCAAGCCCCAGGAGGAAGCCGCGGUAGCGCUCUGCCGCCAGCGGUUCCAGCUCCUUGCCGAGGCCAUCCGCUGUCGAUACGCCCUCGCCGACGCCCACGCCGCCUACGCUCGAUCCCUUCAAUCCGUCGGCGUCGCCCUCCAUGAGUUCGUAUAUGGCGCUCGGCCGCCCCCUCCGGCGUCCCCUGUACUUCCACUCCCCGCCCAGCGGAAGGGUGAUCCCGUCCCCCUUCCCGCUGCUGCUGCAGCCGCCGCUGUGUCCGUUCCCUCUGCCGCUGUCAGAGGCCACUCUCGAUCCCAGUCUGGUUCCCACAUCCAUUUCCACCCUUCUGAUUCCGACACCGAUGAUAUUUCUCCCUUUCACUCGGAUGGAGGUUCUCCGCUUCACCACCUACGUGAGGAUGAUUCUCCCGCCGCUGGUCAGACCUACGUCCACCUUAACUACGCGAAAAAGGGCCCAGCGCAGUCGUCCAUCACCUACGAGCAGCAGCCACCAAGUUCCGAGUCAGUGCGUUUCGGUUCUGUCGAUGAACCAGCUCCCGUGGCUUACCCUUAUUAUGGCUACCCUUAUCCUCCUCAAGAUUCUAAUUUUUACCCUUCCUAUCCGUCUUACCCAUCAUACAUGAACUACGGUGAUGGUAUGAGCGGUGGUUUCUUUGGCUCCUCUUCGCCACCUUCAAACAUUUCGCCACCAACAAUGGCAGCAGGUGGAGUCACUCCUGCUCCCCGGGAGCCUCCACCACCUCCAUCUCCUAAGGCUUCAACAUGGGACUUUCUUAACCCAUUUGAAUCCUUUGAUAAUUAUUAUGCUCCAUAUACGCCAAGCCGCAGCUCAAGGGAGUUGAGAGAGGAGGAAGGAAUCCCUGAUCUAGAAGAUGAAGACCAGGAGGUAGUAAAAGAAGCGUAUGGCGAUCCAAAGUACAAAACUUCCACAUCAUCAGCUGCAAAAGGGGAGUACUCAGGUAAGGCUGUUAUGAGAUCAAAAGAGGUUGAGAUCGGCAAUGCUGGUGAUGAUUCCCAACGAAAGUCUAAGUCAAUGGAGGCAGGGAGUAGCUUGGAGCAUGAGGAUCAUGUGGUGGAGAAGAGUGUGGUGGCUGAAUCAGCAGAGUGGCGCACUGCAGGAUUUACAAUUUUGAGGAAUUACCAGAAUGAUCCUAAGAUAGUCCAGGAGAUAAAGGCUCAGUUUGAUAGGGUUUCUGAAUCGGUUGAACAGUCAUCCAAGAUGCUUGAAGUAGGAAAGGCUCUAUAUCAGAAGAAGGAUUCUUUAUACAAAGUUUCUGCCAGAUUGAUAUGCGGAUUGUUGUUGUUUCCAAAUUCGAUGAAUGCAGACCUUUCAUUUGAAGAAGAUGACAAUCUUUCAUCAACAUUGCAGAAGCUCUACAGUUGGGAACAAAAGCUUCUUGCAGAAGUCAUGGUUGAAGAAGGAAUGAGAGUACAUUAUGAAAGAAAACAUGAGCACUUGAGGUACUUGAGUGAAAGGGGGGCAGAAGCUGAAAAGCUUGAGGCAGUUGAAACUUCCAUCAGAAAGUUAUCAACAAAGAUAAGAAUAUCCAUUCAGGUUGCGAGCACAAUUUCAAAUAAAAUCAAUCAGCUAAGGGAUGGAGAACUCUGGUUACGAGUUUGUGAAAUUAUUAGGGGUUUUGAAGAGAUGUGGAGAGUCAUGUCAGAAUGCCAUCAUAUUCAGUAUCAAGCAAUAUCCCAGGCUAAAAAUCUAGACUCUGUUGUCUCUGGAGGAAAGUUUUCUGAUGCUGAUGCGAUAAAGCGCAUAGAAUUAGUGAUGGCAGAAUGGAUUACUAAUUUCUCUAUUUGGGUUACUGCUCAGAAGAUGUAUGUUAAUGCUUUGAAUGGAUGGUUAAUGAAGGGUAUAGCUUAUGAGCCCGAGGUCACUGAUGAUGGUGAGGUUCCUUUUUCUCCUGGGAGGUUAGGUGCACCUCCUGUAUUUGUCAUCUGCAACUACUGGUCUUCCAGUAUCAAUAUGGUAUCUGAAAGGGAUGUUGUAAAAGCAGCCCUCUCUUUUAUAGAAAGCGUCAUUAAUAUAUGGAAAGAGCACAAAGCUGUACAACAGCAAAGACAGUUGACAAACAGAGAUAUGGAUAGCAAACUACAAUCAAUUGAAAAGGAAGAGCAAGAAAUGCUUAAGCAGAGACAGAGAUUACUGGUAAUUUCCAGUGAAAAUGGGAUGCCAACUACUGGGGAUCAAGGAUCAACUGUGAUAAGUUUUCAGUCAAGUCUGAGCCACAUCUUUCAAGCUGUAGAAAAUUUUUCUGCUAAUACCGUGAAAUUAUAUGAGGUACUUAACAAACAAACUGAAGAAGAGAAACAAAAAUUGACUGGAGCAAGUGCAAAGGUGCAGUAAGAUUACGUGUAAUAAGAUUAUGCCUCAUUUUGAUUCAGCAUUUUAUUAUUUCCUGGCCUCACAGAGAUUCUCAAAGUUUGAAAACUCGAGCUGCCUUAUUUUGAAAAGGCGAAGCUUCGCCAGUAGACAGAUUACAAUUGAACUAUGGAAAGGCCAGAUGAAUGAAGUGAUCCAUUGGCUAUGGUUCUUGAAAGGUAAACUCCUAGGAACAAAAACUUGUGCUUAAAAGAAGCAAUAAAUUUUCGCAUGGAAAAAUUGGGGAAUGAUGGAUAACUUGGAAUGAUCACAUUUUAUGAAGGGUUUUCUGCACUUCCUGAGGAAGGAAAGAAGUUGUCUUGGUCUGAAUCCUAGUUAGUCAGGGUGUGGCAUAUGACAGCUAAUAUUUGGUGAAUCAUUCUCUUUUUCACCAGUCAUUUGAUCAAGGCUGUGAAUCAGCUCCAUUUCAUAUGUGUCCAGUGGUAGGAUAGAUAUUUCUAGUGUCGAAUGAGCUUCACAGUGUUUCCCAAAAACAAUCCAGAAACAUGGAGUGAGCUUUGGUUCAAUGGUUCUGGAAUGAGCUUUAUUGACAACUUAGAAAACAUUUAACACCUUGGAUUGAGCUUCUGAUGUGAACUUCUUAUAGUUUAAGAUUAUCUUGACCAGUGAGUUCUGAGAAGCUGUCUUUGCAAUGGUAUUUUAACUAACCAGCUGACGAACAGUAUCCAUGUUGCAAAAUAGGGUUUCAAUGGAGUGAAAAAUUUGAUUCAGGCACCUGAGACCACUUUUUUAAUCUCUGGAGACAAAAGUAGUGAGGUGAAUUAUCACAUGCUGCAGCUGUUCACUUGUUUGUUAAUCUACUGCUUGUGGUGGCGCUCUGGGCAAAGAGUAAAUGAGAGCUUUGUUGCCGCCUGCUUUUGAUGUUGCUACGUCAGGAUGAUCUUGGUGCAGUGCAAGAUAUGAAGAUUUGCUGUAAGCAGACUUUCUACCUCCCUGAGAUGGCAUAUCAUUCUCACUAUGGUUAAGGCUUCAGGAAAGAGUAGCAGAAACUUGAAUCAUGAUUAGCUGUCCCUGGUGCAUAAAGGUUGUUUGCCCUAAUUGGCUUCGUUAGUGAACAAGUGAAACUGGGUAUGCAGGUUGCCAGGAAUCAAUGAUUUCGGCCAAGCACAUUGCUGUUUGCACUCUGUCGUCAGCACUGACUGAGGCAUGUCGAGUUGUUUAUUUAAGUUAGAACGGCUGAGGUUGGUUGUAUCAUGACUGAAGAAGGGCAAGUAGCCUGGAUAGGAUGGUUAAGGAUAGCCUGAAUUGAGAUGACUUAGAGAUUUUUUAUUACUAUGGGGAUUGUAGACUCGAAGGAAUCAAGUGGUGGACUUAGAGCUUGGGAGGAACUUGAUGGACAAGGGUGGUUAACCACCAUCAACGAAGAUGCUUGGAUGAGUCGAGGACAAUAGCUUAGAUCGAAAAGAAAGUGAAGAAUCAAAGACUGAUCCCUAUAUUAUGUUUGCGUGUGGAUGUAAUCUUGGGUUUGUUUAGACAUAAAUUGUAAUAAUGUGUAAUUGUACAAGUAGUGGGUGAGUUUUCUUGUGUUUGGUUGAAGUCUUGAGGUGUUCUCAAAUCAUCCUUGUCGACCAACUGAUAUAUUGGACUGAAGCCAAGUAAGGGGGACUGUCCUAGUUCAAAUUGGCUCGCCAAGAGUUGGCAGUCAAUUAUUUCUAUUUAAGUUGUAAUCAAAUGGAUGGUAUCCAACUGAUUCAAGUUGUAGUAGUUGUAAUUUAACAUUCAGAUCGGAGCAAUGCAAUCAA